CCACAGGAGGGACGUCAAAUGCUAACAUAAAUAAUAGAAAGAUUUUUGGGGUGUUUGAUAUUUUUGAGCUUGAUAUUAUCGGGUUUGGUAUUUUAUACAUGUUACCCCACGUGGUUCCACCAAAUAUAAACGUCUUUAAAGGAGCACAAUUAUUUUAUGAUAAAGAUCAAGAUAUUUUUGUACCAAAAGCUGGUGUUCAACAACAAAAUUUUGAUGAUGAUUAUGAAAAUCUUGUUCAUUCUUGUGAAAAAUCUUCAUCAAGUGAAUCAUCAAUUAUUUCAGAGAAAGGAGGUUCUUUGCCUUGUGAUGAUAAUUCUAUUGAAGAUUUGUGUGGAAAUGAUGAUGAUUUUGGUUAA
Meloidogyne enterolobii is the source of this 356-nucleotide messenger RNA. The record is from the annotation of a GenBank genome assembly. NCBI's taxonomy places the organism in Eukaryota, Metazoa, Nematoda, Chromadorea, Rhabditida, Meloidogynidae.